Molecule: messenger RNA, 333 nt
Organism: Ustilaginoidea virens
Lineage: Eukaryota; Fungi; Ascomycota; Sordariomycetes; Hypocreales; Clavicipitaceae
Exons: 1
Coding region: 1-333 (110 amino acids)
Source: RefSeq, a predicted model, not a curated record
AUGUCGGAAGAGAUUCGCGCAACAGAUACUAGUACGGCCGCCUUCAACGCAACCUCUGGCACUACCAACCCUACCGAGUCCGUCCAGUCUCCGCCUCCCGUUCUGGGUUAUGGCUUUCCCAAGCCUCAGGGUAAAAUCGAUGUCGAGGAAGCACUCAACCGGAAACCGCUUCGCUGGACCUUUCGAGGCCAGGUAGAAGCAAACAGGGCCCGGCCGGCUCCCGAGGUGCUGGAUCACCGGCGAGAAAAGGAUCUGGAACAAGCCAAGCAGGAUAUGCUCGAAAUGCAAGGUGCUCUGAGUCAGAGCAACAACUUCAAUUCCAAGUCGGGCUGA